AAUGGAUAAUGAAAUACAUGAGAGUUACAGUAAGGAUGAGAUAGUCUGGGCAAAAAUAAGAGGAUGUAAGUGGUAUAUAUUAUUUUAGACCCCUGGUGGCCUGGAAUUAUAGCUGAAGUGAUAAAAGAUAAAUAGUCAUCAGAACCUACAAAAUAUCUUGUUAAUUUUAUUGGAGAUAACUCACAGUAUGAUUAACCUUUGAAUAGAAGUUCCACAUUACCUUAUUAAAGUCUUGCCAAAUAUUAGGAGAAGUAUGAGGAAAUAGUUUAAAAAAUCAAAACUAAGCAACACAAGGAUUCGGUUACAGCAGCAGAUUAAAUUUUGAAAGGAUAAUCAACAUAUGAUAGUAUUUAAAUUUUGAUAUUAGUUGAAUCAAAAAAAAUUUCAAAAAAAAAGAAUUUCACUAAAACAGUCAGUAAGCGUAAAAGUACAAGAUCAUCUUCUAGUGAGGAACAUAGUGGUAUUUAUGGAUCAUCCAGAAAAUCAAAGAUGGAUUCUGAAGAUAUCACUAAACCUGAUAAUUUUAGUUAAGAGAUAUAAGAAUUAUUGAAAUUGAUAACAGAGAGUAAAUUGAAUCCACUUUAAAUAGAAACUAAAAUAUCAAGUGUAUGAUAAAUAAUUAAAAUUAAUAGUUGAUUCAAAUUGUUGAUUUAGAUAGACCAGAUAUAAUUGAAAUUCUAUAAGGACCAAAUGGAAAAUUUUUAAUGUAGAUAUAAGCACGAUUAACUGAUAAAAAGAAUCUUUCUUAAGCUUAGAUAGAUUUUACUCAAUUCCUUGAGAAAUUAAAAUCAAUUGUAUUAAGAACGGUAAUACAAAAAUGAAUAAUCUAGUUUUUUACAGUAUUUUGAUCCAACCGAAAUCAUCCAGUAAUUACAUUAAGUAUCAGGUCAAAAGAAGAUCACUUAAAAGUUAUUAGAGAAAUUAUCAAAUCAACCAAAUUUUAUUUUGGAUUGUAUAUAUAUAUUCAAUAUAAAUUUAAAGCUGAAGAUGAUAGUGAAUAAUCAGAUUCAGAUGAAAGUGAUGGAUAAAGUGAUGAAGAUGAAUCAAGUGAAGAAUGUGUGAAAAAGGGAAAAUAUUAGAGAUAAAUUCCUAUUUCAAAACCAAUAAUUAGAAAAAAAAAUAUAUAAACACAAUCACCUAAGAAACCUAGAAAAUAAAGUUAAGAUAUUCCCAAUCCUUUAUAAAAAAAUAAAGUAGUAUAGAAAAUCUCUGAAACUAUUUCAGAAUAUACUGAUUAAAGUAUUCCAAAAAGGAUAAGUGAAGAUAUAGAAAGUAGAAUUAGAUAAUGUGAUUCAAAUAUGGGAUUUGUAUAUAAGAAAAAAUAUCGUACAAUUCUCGAAAAUAUUAAAGUAUGAAUGUUUAAUCAUUUUAGAAAUCACAUAAAUAAGACUUAAUCAAUUUGUUAUAAAAUAGUUCAAAUUCAGAAUAGUUAUGGAGUAAAUAUAUAUUUUUAUCAUAUAGAUUAUUUGAAUGGUCAUAACUAAAGUAUGAACCAGAGCGGCAAUAAGCAAAAUGAUUAUGAAUAAUAAUAUUCAUGA
Molecule: messenger RNA, 1538 nt
Organism: Paramecium pentaurelia
Lineage: Eukaryota; Ciliophora; Oligohymenophorea; Peniculida; Parameciidae
Source: the annotation of a GenBank genome assembly